UAAUACCCGAGUUUUCAAACGUCUAGAAAUGUAUCACUCAGAUAUCCGAUUCAAAUUGGUCAAGUAAUUGACAUCUUCCAUAUAACACAAACAACAAAAUUAAUUUCAAAGACCGCGCCAAUCGAAAUUCACCCAUCAGCGAAGUUCACCUCUGGUAUGGUGAAUUCGUGUUAACAGCUGAGAGCCGGCAUUCGUUUCAUAAUAGAUUUUUGUUGUGGAUAUACAUAAGAAUUUAUUAAGCAGUUUAAAAUGCUAAUGCGACAUUGCAUGAUGGCCUUAAGGGCCGCCAGGUCUCAGAAUCAGCUGAAUGCCACCAGGAGUUCCCAGAACAAGUUCCUGCAGCAUUUCUAUAGCAGCCAAGCACCUGCCAUUGGAAUCGUGGACUAUGACGUGGUCAAGAAGCUGCCUAGCGAACAGCAUAAGCUCCUCAUUGAUGUCCGGGAGCCAGAAGAGCUAAAAGAGACCGGACAAAUCCCCGCCAGCAUCAAUAUUCCUCUGGGCGUGGUUAGCCAGGAGCUGGCCGCCAGUGAUCAGCUCUUCAAGUCGAAAUACGGUAGAGAAAAGCCACAGCCGGAUACGGAGAUUAUAUUCCAUUGCAAGAUCGGCAAGAGAAGCCUUAAGGCUGCAGAAGCUGCCGCCGCCUUGGGCUUCAGAAACGUAAAGAACUACGAGGGAUCCUGGCUAGAUUGGGCCAAAAAAGAGGGUCUUCCCAAGUAAUACCACAUUUUAUUGAACAAAUCAAAGUUCUUAAACUUUAAAAUUUAAUUUAAUUUGCAAAGAUCUAAGAUCUACCCAAAAGUAAAGGAAACACAUCGACUAGGUUUUGGCAGGUCAUAAAUAAUAUUUAUUAAAAAC
Molecule: messenger RNA, 855 nt
Organism: Drosophila gunungcola (fruit fly)
Lineage: Eukaryota; Metazoa; Arthropoda; Insecta; Diptera; Drosophilidae
Product: rhodanese domain-containing protein CG4456
Exons: 2
Coding region: 250-717 (155 amino acids)
Cellular component (GO): mitochondrion
Molecular function (GO): thiosulfate-cyanide sulfurtransferase activity
Source: RefSeq, a predicted model, not a curated record